Anoplopoma fimbria (sablefish) is the source of this 2950-nucleotide messenger RNA. RefSeq names its product leucine rich repeat and sterile alpha motif containing 1 (gene lrsam1). The record is from RefSeq and is a predicted model, not a curated record. The transcript has 26 exons. Bases 249 to 2462 code for a protein of 737 amino acids. NCBI's taxonomy places the organism in Eukaryota, Metazoa, Chordata, Actinopteri, Perciformes, Anoplopomatidae. Gene Ontology annotation, molecular function: protein binding.
UCUAAUGCCGUUAUUUGUUAUUGUCAGCUGGACAGGGCUUAUAUCGCAAUAGUGCCGUAUUUAUCGUAGCUUUAUUAUCUAGGCAGAGAUAACGUGAACGAUACCCGGAAUAGUGAGGAUUGGUGAAACAUCAACACACGGCCCUGUGCAGGCUCUGUCAGUGCCUUCCAACCUGUCCAUCAGUCUUCCGGAGUGGCUCAUGUUGUAGUGGAGGGACAGGGCAGAGAGACGGUCAGACAGAACUCAGGAUGCCUCUGUUCUUCAGAAAGAGGAAACCCAGCGAGGACUCCCAGAAGAGACUUGAAUAUCAGCUGUUCAGGUCCAGGGAGGCAGGUGCUGAUGACAUCCUGGACAUCUCAGCUUGUGAGCUCUCAGAGGUUCCCUCGAGUGCCUUUUCCAUUUGCAAGGUGCUACAGAAGAAGGUCCUCAUCCUCCAUAGCAAUGAGCUGAGGUCAUUGCUGCCCAAAGGAUGUGACAUCAGAACUCUUACCACUUUAAAGGUUUUGGAUCUACAUGAGAAUAAGCUCACUUCACUCCCAGAAGACAUUGGGAAGCUGGCCUCACUGCAGAUUCUGAAUGUGGAGAAGAACCGCCUAAAGGCCCUGCCGGAGUCCAUCGGGGAUUUGCGUCUGCUGCAGACACUCAAUUUGAAGGGUAACUGUCUCAAUGAGCUGCCGUUCUCAGUUGGUUCUUUGAGCAGCCUGCGCACCCUUGACGUGAGUGACAACAGCAUCGUCCAGCUCCCCAAAGCUAUCGUCUACAUCCGCACCCUAGAGAGCUUCACACUUGAUGCUGCUAUGAUGUCCUACCCGCCUGCGUCUGUGUGUUCAGAGGGCACCGAGAGCAUCCAGCGCUUCCUAUGCACCGAGCAGGGAGAGGAGUACUGCCCUCCUUCCCAGUAUCUCCUGCCAGUGCUGGAGAAUGAGUGUGGCAAACAGAACUCUGACUGUUUGGACGGCCUGGAGGAGGCAUGGCAGGUACAGCAGACCAAAUUCAGUGACUACGAGAAGAGAAAGGAGCAGAAGCAGCAGGCAAAGCUGGCCUUCGAGUGUCACCUUGAGGAGAAGAAAAAAGAGCACACUCAGCUGGUACUCAUGAACACCUCCCGCAAGCAAAACAUCCUCCACUCAGUCCGACAGGAGCAGGAGCGCCUGGAGCUGGGGGUCAGCCAGCAGCAGAGAGCUCAGGAGGCAGAGAGGCUGCUGGUGCUGGAGAAAGUCAGACAAGCUGAAGACGGCCUCAGCAGUCGCAUCAGCAACAUGCUGAUGGACAAAAACAGGCAGAAAAAAAGUGCAGAUUUUCUUCAAGCCAUGGAGGAAGAUAGGAUUCGUAUGGAGCACCUGACCGCCAUCACACAGGAAGAAGCCAAUUCACUGAGGAAGAGGGAGGUGGCAGUGGCCAUGCAGAAGAUGCUGUCAGACAGCUGUGCUAUGAGCUAUCUCCAGGAGGCCAGUGACUCUCGUAGACAGAGCCUGGUGUCUGAGGCCUACAGAAGUAUGGAGACUAUGGACAGGAAGUUUGAUAAGAUGCUGUCCCUUCAAGUUUUGGACAAAUCUAGAGCCAUCGCCCACAUCUUACAGGAGGAGGAGAUUCAGAAAGCAGCGUUCCAGGCUCUGCAGCUGCAGAAAGACGCCGUACACGGCUACAUCCGCAAACAGAUCAAGCUCAUAGAGGGUGAGUUAAUGCAGCUGACUAGAUUGGAGAUUAAAAGACGCAAUCUGGAUGCUCAGAACCUGCAGGAGGUUCUGGUGGAGCAGCGAACAGCCCUCAGUGAUUUGUUGCAGCAGCUGCUGAAGCAGAGAGACCAGAGAGAGCAGGAGCUGCGGCAGGUUCUGGCGGAGAUGGAGCUGAAGUCUGUGUCCAACCAGGAGAAUUACUGGAUGAUCCAGUACCAGAGACUGUUGGAUGCCAAGCCCCUGUCACUGCGCAUGCAGGAAGCGGGGGUGGAGAAAGAGCUGGUCAACCUGAUGUGCAAACUGUCAGCUCAGCACUACCUGCCCAUCCUGGCUCAUCAUCGAGUGACGACUGAGGCCAUUCGCCACAUGACCUCCUCUGACCUCAAGAAGAUUGGCAUUAAUGAAAUAGGAAUCCAAAAUGCUCUUCUGAACUGGGCUCGGGAACGCUACCCUGAAGGAGCUUGUAAGGAUGUCCAGCAGGUCGAGGAGGCGGAGGUUGCCCCCUCUGCUCCUUCCCCUUGCUCCCCUGAGUCGCUUCCCAGCACCUCCACCUUCUUGAUCCCAAGCCCACCACUCACCCCGGGGACCCCCGUCACCCCCUCAGCCCCCAGCCCUGUGGAGGGACCAGGGAGCUCAGAGUGCGUCGUCUGCAUGGAGACUGGGUCUCAGGUCAUCUUCCUGCCCUGUGGUCACGUAUGCUGUUGUCAGGUCUGCAGCGACGCUAUGCAGAACUGCCCUCUGUGUCGUAGCAAGAUAUCCCAGCACAUACGCAUCUACCACAGCUAGGACCCACUGCACUGUGCUACUCCUUCACCAACCGCAGCUCUCUUUAUUUAUGCAUGAUCAUAAAGCGGCUGUGGGUUGACCUCUCAUGUACGAGAGCUUUUGGCGGGUUUUCAAAGAACUGAGUCACUUUCCUGUAUUAACCAAACAGUAAUCUGUGAUGUAUAUGCUGAAACAAAUCAGAAUAGAAUUACUGUUACUGGUGUUUUUGGUUGUCAUUGGUGUCCAAGUCUGUUUUAUUCUGUUGUUCUUUUAAAUCCAGUAUUUUUUUAUUUUUUGCAUUACAUAUUUAGAGCCAAGCGGACUGACCAAUCACUGGUUGAAGACUGUAUGUUCUUUGCCUUAUAGUAUAGUAGUUUCUAAAUUGAUGUGUGCCUUUUUCUGGGAAUUUCUUAUUUUUAAACAAUACUAUUUGUCUGUGUUGUCAACCAAAGUAAUACCUGUCCAACAUGUAUGUACGUUAACUAAACAUAAUGUAUUGAUUGUUAUCA